Molecule: messenger RNA, 1364 nt
Organism: Lutzomyia longipalpis
Lineage: Eukaryota; Metazoa; Arthropoda; Insecta; Diptera; Psychodidae
Exons: 4
Coding region: 280-1260 (326 amino acids)
Source: RefSeq, a predicted model, not a curated record
AUGCCUUCUUUAUUUUUUCAACUGAUCUCUAGCGAAUUUUUUUCCUAUUGUACAUUCAUUUGGGAUCAGUUUCCAUUUGGAGUUCUUACAAAGUGGUUGAAAUUCGUUCUAGUAGACAGAUAAAAUACAAAAAAAAGUUAAUUUCAAUUUUAAUUUGAGUGAGAAUUAAAAAAAUGGAUAAAUCAUAAAAGACUGUUGAGUAGUCAUGUAAAGGAAAAAUCCUGAAGAGCAUUUUCGCUCAAAAAGUGUUAGAAUUAAAAACGAAAAGAAAAAAAAAACAUGAAGCCAUUUAAAAGGAUUCUUAUAAAAUUAGUGGAAUUGGGUGCUUGCAUAUCAUGUGUGAUAACAAAAGCGCUCACCGACCACGAGGCCAAGCGUGUAUUUAUUCUUAAUCAAAAAUUAUCGAGAGAAUGGAGUCUACUGCAUAACAUCACAUGGUCUUCAGCGGGAAAUGCAUUUGCCAACGUCACAUUUGGCGGUUACACCCUCGUCACUGCCCUCAUGGUACUAUCGAGAAUCAUCGAUCCGCGCAGUAAUCCCACAAUUAUUGAAAAAAUCUUCCUAACUAUGGGCAUGUUUAUGUUCUUCGUGAUGGGAGGUCUUGUAUUUGCUUCCAUUGACCAAGUGCCGUCAGCUCUGCACGACAAUGCCAUUAUUUUGGGCUGCUUAUCCUUCCUCGUAGCCUUCCUGUUUAUCGUUGAUCUCUCUGAUCCCCUUGCGCGGCAUCGAUCGGGUGCCACCCAAACGGACACUGCAUCCUAUACGGAGAGCACCCAGAGUGUUGCUAUUCAGGCGGAUGAUAUAAAACGCCCCCAUACGGUGGACAAGGUGGAAACAAAGACACUUCCGAGUGCACAAGAGGCUGUCUUUGCACGUGUUCUCACACCGGAAAAGAGUCGCGCAACACGAAGUAGGACCCCCACCAAGUCCCCAUACGUGGUGGAUCAGAUGGACAGUGGGAAUGAUGAUACGUACAAGCGCUACGGGGACUUCAAUCAUGCCUUUAUGGAUGAUCGUUUUACAAGUGGCUCCUACACACGUGGUGCCGUAAUUGAUCGUGGAAAUUUCAUUCUACGCGUUCCACCCUCCACCACGUCAACCUUUGUUCCAUCCACAUACAGUUCAGGUGAACGAAAUCGCGAAACGGAUGAAAUACAAGCACCCAUCACACCAGGAUAUGUUGUUCAUGCAGCAAAAAUGUGGGAUAAACGCGCUAAAACUACAAGAAAGUCUCCCAUUGGACCCAAUACUGUCGUCUAAAAUGCAGGACUCUGUUCAACCCAUAUUCUCCUCCUCACCCACGUGUCUAAUAUACCAUGUGUAAUCGUUUAACAUUAACUAAUAUAAAAAAUACUAUAAUUUUA